UGUUACGAGAUUCGCCACCAGUUGCGAUUACAAUGAUGGCCGUGUUGUACAAGGUAGCAGUUCUUCUUGCCACAGCGUCCGUUUCAAUCGGACACCAACACAAGCAUCACAUGUGUCCGCCGCCGUUUGGGAUGAAGUCCUUUGAUGCCGACAGGUUCCAGGGUGACUGGUACGUUGUCUCUCAGUAUAUAAAAGUACCAUUCGCACCGGAAGGUAAAAUGUGCCUGCAGCUGAACUACAUUCCUUCCGGGACCGGAGAAAAUCCUGAAGCGGAGAUAACGGUGAGAAUAAAAAAGGAGACUGAGCUGAAGGACGUGGAGCUGCGGUGUGUUCCAGCAGGACCUUUCCGUCCGCCUGGAAAGGGUAGUGCGGUGUCAGUGUGCGUACUCAAGCUCAACGAGACCAAAUGGUACCCAACACUGCAGCACCAGAUACUGUCCACUGACUACACCAGCUAUGCAGUGACACAGACGUGCCUCGUGUAUUACGACGCCCACGAGGACGAAUUUCGACGAGUGUUCGCCGUCGAUGUGCUGUCCCGUCAGCCGUCGAUGCCCAAAGAAGAGCUGCAGCUUCUAAAGUCGAUUGCCAGCAGUGGUGAGGCAGAUAUCGAGAAGUUUAGAGAUAUCGACAAUGGCGACUGCUAGACGAGGGAGUCUGUAUGAACGUGCCUUCCAUCAAUAAAACUACUAUGAAUAAUGUGAAAAAAGCAUUCAC
Molecule: messenger RNA, 717 nt
Organism: Schistocerca cancellata (South American locust)
Lineage: Eukaryota; Metazoa; Arthropoda; Insecta; Orthoptera; Acrididae
Product: apolipoprotein D-like
Exons: 3
Coding region: 33-647 (204 amino acids)
Source: RefSeq, a predicted model, not a curated record